AUGAUCCAAAUAUUUCUUAGAUGUUUUAGGAACUUAAGAAUGAAAUUGCAAGUGUUGAUAAUAAUUUUACCGAUCCUCGCGUUAACUAUGUUGUUGGUUGGGUUAACUAGCUAUAUAUAAUCUACAGUAAUUUUUAAUUUACUUGAAAACUAAUCAAACCACUUAUUGAUGUAUUAAGAAUAUAAAGCCCUAUCCCAAGUAGCUUUGGAAUUGCAAACAUAUAUCGGAUAUAAGCAUAAAUUUUAUAUCUCCAGAUUAGGUCACUUAAAUUAGUUAUUCAGCUUUAUUUAAUAAAAUGGGAGAGAUUCAAACAUGAAUCAUUUAAAAAGUUGCCUAAGACUAGAGGACAUAUAAAAUAAUUUUAUAGAGUUUGAUUUACCUUAAUUUUGUUAUUUUGCCUGUGGAUCAAAUGAUAAAGUAUCAUUGCCUUAAGAAAAUCAACUGAUAAAGAUCUUCAAUCAAACAACUUAGUUGAUUAAUUAGUUUACUAUUGCUUUGGAUGCAACAGAAAAUUCAUUAAUUGCAAUGGUAGAUUUUUCAGAUACUAUUUAUUUUGCUGCCUACCCUCAUAUUUAUUUGAAUUUGUAAUACAAUCCUCUUAAAAGACCUUGGUACAUAAGUCACAUGAAUGGAUUGAAAACACAUCCUGAGAACAACUACUUUUUCUCCCCUAUAUUUACGAAUUACGUCAAAAAUAUUUACUAGAUGUCAAUUACGUAUUCUAUAUCUGGGACUUCUAAUUCAAAUAUUGGUAUAAUUAUGUAAAAUAUCGAAUUAAAUGAUACAAAUAUUAAAGAAACCCCCUACAAUAUUAUUGUAUCCAACGAGAAUGGGGAGGUUGUACUAUAAGGAAUAGAAUCCAUAAAAAAAAUGAUAUACAUUAAGGAUGAUGUUUUGUUUAUCAAUGAUACAAACCAAACCGGUUUCAAUGAUACUGAUUGGUAAUAAAUCAAAAAAGUCGCUUCAGGAGAAGAAAUUGAGAAUAGAUGUAACACGUAUAAUGCCAAUGCAUUCUGUUUAUACAACAAAUUCUUUUAAUAAUUCGUUUUAGUGAAUGCAACUAGAAUUAAAGAGGGCAGCUUUUAUUUAAUAAUAUACUCCAAUAUCACUUCCCAAACCAUAUUAAAUUAACAGUUAGCAACUAUCAAUUAGAAUUUGUAGUCAUAGUUAUAGUAGAGUUAAUAUGUCAUUUUCUUUUCAGGAAUCUCUUUAUUAUUUUUGUCCAUUUUAAUCAUCCAUUAAAUGUUCCUCCCUUUAACAGAUCUUAUGAGAACUCUCUUCUUUUAUAUUAAGUCCACAGGAAACAAUAUUAAUAAGGAAAUAUUUUAAUUGUUAAAUACUCAAAAGAAGACAAGAAAGAAUAAUAUAUUUUCAGAUUUAAUGCAAUAAUUUUUGAGGUUUGAAGCAAAACUAAAUGGUAGUCAAUAGAAUAAAAAUAAAGAGUGCUUAUACUUUGAAUAAAUCGAAUAUUAAAAAUAACCAUAAAGUGAACUUAUUAGUCCUUUAAAUCUUAGUUUAAAUAAUAUCUCAAAUGAUUAUUUGACUAUGUGCAAGAUUAAAAAUAUAUUUGAUUUAUUAAAACUUAAAUUAUUUAAUUUCUGA
Paramecium tetraurelia is the source of this 1602-nucleotide messenger RNA. RefSeq lists its product as uncharacterized. The transcript has 5 exons. The record is from RefSeq and is a predicted model, not a curated record. NCBI's taxonomy places the organism in Eukaryota, Ciliophora, Oligohymenophorea, Peniculida, Parameciidae.